GCAAUUUGGGAAAGUAGGGUACGUGUUUACGGUACCCGGUGCAGCCUUUUUUACGCUACACCAGCAUUGGAAGAUGGCAUCCCGUGUACCCGGUGCGGACAGCCUAAGUGGUAUAACACCCAGGCUCAUGUGAUUCUCCUCUUCAGCUUCAGGACGCCAAUUGUGAUGUUAAGGUGUGCUAUUUUUUUAUACUAACUGUGACAAGUAUUUUUAAGGGGCGGAUCAUGAAAGAAAAGCACCCCUAGAAUAAUUUCUAGUAAUGUCCAUAUUGUGGGCCAACCCUAGACAUCCUCAUUUUUAGGAGUCGUCCAAAAUAUAAAAUGCUCCUGAAAAUGAUGGCACGGCCGGGGGCAGUUUGUGUUUUAACCAACAAUUGAAAAUAAUGGUGGUUUCUUAGCGGCAGAUCGAAACAUGAACCAUCUCUAAAAAUAGAUUUCUAGGACUGGAUGAAUUGCUAAAGAAUACAGGAAUAGCGGCGGGGGCGGACAAACUUUUCAUCUCAUAUUGAAAAAAACGAGUCCUAUAAAUAUAUUUCUUUAGUAGUGCUUUCUUCCGUUCUUCUCGAGCUUUGUUUGGAUUCCGGUAUUAAACUUUCUCCCCCAUAUUUAGAUGCCAAUUAGGAGGACUAAUUUGAGGUUAGAGUCCAUUAUUAGCCCUAAUUAACCUCUGUUUAGAACCAUUGUUUUAGUCCUUCCAAAUGGGGCCUUAUUUUUUUGUAUAUACAUUUCUCAGAAGUUUAGAUAGAGCACUGAGAUUAAUUAUAUCCCUCUUUUGGUUUCAUGAAGCACAUAUAUAUUGGACCCAUUGCAAAUAAUAAAUUAAAGUGUUCCGGAAAAAUUGUUGUCAUGUGACAAGAGCGUUUUGGAAAUGAAGUAUACUCUUUUCAAGAUUUCCCUUAGCACAAUUAUUCCAUAAAUACAAAUAUUUACGAAUCUGCAAUGAUAUCAUGCCACAUCCACAAGAAUACGAUACCUUAAAUCAUACGAUAGGGAAAUAUGAGAUAUGAUGGCAUAUAAAUCAGGAAAUAUGAGAUACGAUGGCAUAAAUCAGGAAUCAAAUGAACAAAUCAAAUCAAACCUUGCAUGCGUUCACCCUUGAUAGGGAAAUACGAGAUACGAUGGCCUAAUGCAUGUAUCUGCAAUGAUAUCAUGCCAAAUCCACACGAAUUAAUUUUUGAUGGCUGGACAUGCUGGCACGUAGUCUAUAAGUACCGUACCUAGCCAAGAUGAUAAACUACGAAAAUUAGAAAAGUUCUGCAGAGCACUAGAGCAGACACGGCAGCAGACAAAUGGAGGACAAACUGAUGUCGAUCUUCCUAUUCCUGGUACUUUUCUGCCUUUGCAACCAAGGAAAUGCAGAACGAUGCAGCCUGUCGGACCUAGCUGUCACCCAGACCGCUGUGCCGUCGUCAAGGGCCGAAGGCUACACGAAGUACACGGUGACGGUGGAGAACCGGUGCAUCUGCACGCAGGGGAACAUCAAGCUAUCCUGCAGCGGAUUUACAUCCUCCCUGGGAGUCAACCCGGACGUGCUCAGCGUGGACGGCGACGGCAAGUUCUGCACCCUCAACGGCGGCCGCCCGAUCGGCAUGGGCCCUGACUACGCCGUCAAGUUCUCGUACGUGUGGAGUUCCGAGUUCAGCUUCAAGCCCGUGUCAUCAACCAUCGCCUGCUCCUGAGCUCAUUCCCAUUAAUUCACGGCAAUUUGUACCGUUUGUUUUUUGUUGGAUCAGGUCUGCCUUUGGUUAAUAAAUUUUUAGACAAUGAAUCGAGGAUUGUGUUUCUUUAACAAGGUAUACCAUCAUCCAAAAGUACUGAUGGAUAUUUAAA
Molecule: messenger RNA, 1829 nt
Organism: Panicum virgatum (switchgrass)
Lineage: Eukaryota; Viridiplantae; Streptophyta; Magnoliopsida; Poales; Poaceae
Exons: 2
Coding region: 1289-1678 (129 amino acids)
Biological process (GO): cell fate determination
Source: RefSeq, a predicted model, not a curated record